Molecule: messenger RNA, 1693 nt
Organism: Cydia splendana
Lineage: Eukaryota; Metazoa; Arthropoda; Insecta; Lepidoptera; Tortricidae
Product: scavenger receptor class B member 1-like
Exons: 11
Coding region: 5-1654 (549 amino acids)
Cellular component (GO): membrane; cytoplasm
Molecular function (GO): scavenger receptor activity
Source: RefSeq, a predicted model, not a curated record
CAAAAUGACGAUUCAGACUGUGCCAAGUAAAGGGAGGAUAUCUAUAAUAAAAUUUCAGAACUUCACCAUACAAAGAAGACAGCCUGUCAUACGAUUAGUGUAUGGUUUCCUACUAGUCCUCAUAGCGAUCAUAAUGGUGGUUAUAGACCCCGUACAAAUUAUCACAGAAUGGAAAACGCAAAUAAAGAACGACUCGUACGUGAUGAAGAUGUUGCAGAAACCCACGUACGAACUAUUCGCGGACAUCUGGGUGUUCAACUACACCAACGUACCGGAGUACAUGUCGGGCAAGGAGAAGACCAUGCGGGUGGAGGAGGUGGGGCCCUUCCACUACCAAGAACUGCGGACAAACGAGAACAUCACCGUCAACGACGCGGAAGGAACCGUCACCAUAAUGCCGAAGAUCGUGCUGAAGUUCCUCCCAGAAGAAUCCAUCGGCCACACCAAGAAUGUCAACUUAUUCAUACCUAACAUCGCUCUAAUUGCCAUCAGCACGGUAGCAGCCGACCAUUUGCCCUACCUCGCAAACAGCGGCCUCUUCCUGUCCGCCAAGACCAUGGGCUCCAAGCUGUUCACCAACAUGAAUGUGCACGAGUUCUUCUGGGGCUUCAAGGACCCCGUGGUCACUGUUGCGCAUCAACUGUUCCCGGGCUGGAUUGAUUUUGACUCCAUUGGAUUGUUGGAUCGGUUCUACGCCGAGACCCCAACGAAAGUGGUGCUUGAAUUGAAAGACGAGGCCAGACGUUACUCCAUCAACUCUUGGGGCGGCUCAGGAGGCAUCCCACAGCAGGGUUACACGGACUUGAAUACCAGUACUCUUUGCAACCGUAUAAAGGGAUCGUACGAGGGUAUGAUGAUCUCGCCCCACAUGACGAGAGACAAGGUCAUUCCGUUGUACAGACGGCAAGCCUGCAGGAUCUUCCCUCUCACUUACGUCAAGGACAUGAAAGGAUACAACGGACUCGAUUAUUUUAGAUAUGAGGUGGCCAAAGAUGCUUUCAGUCGAAGCUCGGCCUUCGCUUGCAACUGCACUUCAAACUGCUUGCCUGAAGGAUUCGUCGAUAUCAGCGGCUGCUACUAUGGUUUCCCGAUAGCGUUAUCCAAGCCUCACUUCUUGGACGUAGAUCCGGUGCAAGCUAGCUACUACACAGGCAUGAACCCAGACCCUGAAAAACACACCACCAAAAUUGAUGUCGAACCAAUCCUGGGCGUCCCUCUAUCCUUCUAUUCAAAGAUUCAAGUGAAUAUGGCGGUACGCACCUCGCCUGCAAACCCCCUCACCAGCCCGCUCAAAGAUAAGGUGCUACCCCUGGUGUGGCUGCAAAUGUACUGCAAGGAACCCCCGCCAGAAGUCAUCCAGCUACUCCGCCUGCGUCUGAUCAUCGCUCCCCCUUUGGUCAUCACCAUCGAAGUCUUUCUGUUCCUCAUCGGCUUCUUCCUCGGCGUCCUAGGUGCUUACCGCCUCUUGAGGCCCAAGUACAAGCUCAAGGAAGUCAGACAGGACUCCAAGGUCGUCAGGAGAAGUAGUAUCAGGAGGACUAGUCUUAUUAUUAAUAUUGCUGAGAACAAAUGCUUCAGGGGGGACGAUGAGACUGAGGCUGUCGCGCUUCUUGGGGAUCCUCAGGAGCUGCAGGAGUUUAUAAGUCGUUCGUGAAGAUUUAGAAGGUCCAAAAUGAGAGUGUAGAAAAAGUAA